UUCCAUGUUCUAGUUUUCCUUUGAUAACGAAUCGAAAGCGAUCCCUCGUAGCUUUGUCCAGCAAAAGGGAAAUACAAGUUUUUCUUUUGCAAUGAUUCUGAUCAUUAUACUUGCUUAAUUUAAUUCAUGUAAUGCUUCAUUACAGUAGGAAGUUGUUAUAAUUUGUCUAACAAUGAUUGUACCAAUUGGUCUAAAAAUCUAACUUUAGGCGCAAACGAGUCUAGUAAUGGUAAACAUAACUUAAAACGUAUAACUAUAAGUAACGUACGUAUAACUUUAGUAAAUCGAUACGACAAAAAGUAAGCGUGGUUUAAAAAUCGUUGCAUAAAAUUUAUACCUACUAGGUACACCACAAAGGAAAAUAAGAGCUUUUGUUUAAUUUACUCUUUACUAAUUUUACCCGAUUUGUAAAUCUAUUAUAUUCAAUUUAUCAUUAAAAUUUGUCACUUUCUAAGCGAUUUUUAACGGCAGUAUCUAAAAAACAGGUUCAAUACAACCCAUGCAAUCAGUUUCGAAGCAGUCGUUUCCAACACAUGUGCUCACUUAUUACAAAACGAUUAUAUCCUUAUCAUUCACCACCAUACAGGCCCAAACAGGACGAACGAAGGGUUUGAACCAGGCGUAAAUCAAAUUUUCCUGCAAUUGAUAGGAAAAUGCAAUCAGGCGGAAACCAAUCUUCUCUGCAGUCUGUCUCAUCUCAGCUAUGGUCGGGUUCGGGUGCUCACAAACGGUUUAGUACGGUUUGAAAUGUCACCAACGAUGGUUGAUGCACGGAAGGUAGAAUCGGAUUUAAGUGCUAGCUUUCAGGAACUGUUGGAUACAAUCAAAAAGGUACAACCAUCCGACCGCGCAUUGUACGAUGCAUUUGCACCAGUAAGGAAACGGAUCUGGGGUAAAUGGUGCCUGCGAAGGAUAUCGGCUGCGGUGUUUUUAAUAGCCAUAUGCUUGACGGUGUGUUACGUCCCGAGUGUAAACUGGCACGUAACGGCGGUUGGACGUUUGGUCAUGAUAAAGAUACUACCUUACUGGGACUGGACGCCACUUUAUCGUGGCAAGUGUUUGAUAGCGAAGGCGAAAGAAAGCACGGCUGCGAAACAAUUUGAAACGACCAUUUCCUUUCCAGACGAUUGUGUGGUUUGUCGUAACUUUGGAAUGAUACCGGUCCGUCAGAAUGUUACCUACGAAUCAUUGUAUCGACAUCAUCUGAUGCGUAACGUACCGACCAUCGUUACCGAUGUUUAUCCGCCUUGGCACGACCACAAGCGUUACGGUGCCGAUUGGGAAAGUUUCUUAAACGAUUUGGAAGAGCUAUUGCUGGCAAGUCCUUGUGAUUUUCGUACGAAUCUACUCUUUAAACCAAGCUUUGCAAAAACGUCAGCUAUAGCGCGUAUGGUUGAUCUACUUUCGGACGACACAAUGACCAUGGCAAACGACACUAAUCGGGGAUGGUUUGUGCAGCUACGGAACUGUGCUUUACGUACCAUUAAGAAAACGAGAACCAUGUUUGAGAAGCCCUACUUCUACGCCACCCAUUGGGAACCACCGUAUACUAACUGGAUUCUACUGUCACGCGCAUUCCAAGGUACGUUGGAAAUGACACCUAACAUGGCUGGGCUGGUGUUAGUACAUCAGAUGAGAUCAAGUCUUAGAGUCACUCUUCGACCACGUGUGGAGUGUGAAAAUAGUUGCCGAGUGCUUUCGGUCACGCUUCAGGAACAACAAUCACUUCUGUUCUCGACGACAUUGUGGAACUUUAGCUACAUACCUACGGAUGCCAACGAAACUUCACUCACUUUCGUCACAGAAACGUACGAAAAUGUAUGAUGAGAUGGAUGCAAAACUGAAUACAUUGCUGAACGAGGAAUGUUCCGACUAAUAAAACCAUGAUUACGCUGUUACGAACAAAUAAAUACACACGUAAGCAAACGGAAACAAAGCACGGUUCGAU
Anopheles funestus (African malaria mosquito) is the source of this 1948-nucleotide messenger RNA. RefSeq lists its product as uncharacterized. NCBI's taxonomy places the organism in Eukaryota, Metazoa, Arthropoda, Insecta, Diptera, Culicidae. The transcript is spliced from 2 exons. The record is from RefSeq and is a predicted model, not a curated record. The coding region runs from base 748 to 1824 and encodes 358 amino acids.